Molecule: messenger RNA, 3038 nt
Organism: Hemiscyllium ocellatum (epaulette shark)
Lineage: Eukaryota; Metazoa; Chordata; Chondrichthyes; Orectolobiformes; Hemiscylliidae
Gene: egln1a
Product: egl-9 family hypoxia-inducible factor 1a
Exons: 7
Coding region: 283-1521 (412 amino acids)
Biological process (GO): peptidyl-proline hydroxylation to 4-hydroxy-L-proline; cellular response to hypoxia
Cellular component (GO): nucleus; cytoplasm
Molecular function (GO): ferrous iron binding; L-ascorbic acid binding; peptidyl-proline 4-dioxygenase activity
Source: RefSeq, a predicted model, not a curated record
AGCGACUCGAGUUUGAAUCCCGCUCGCGGGCGGGGAUGAGUGACCAGAUUCGCGAGCGCGGCUGGCCUUCCGUGCACGCGCAAGCGUAGGCAAGAAAGUCAGUUUCAUUACUGUCGGAGGAGGUUUGCUCUUCUUUCUACCAUCUCUUUCCGAUCUCCGUCUUAAUCAUUUUCCCCUCCCCACCUUCCCUCCCUCCCAUCGGUACUGAAUUUGUCUAGGUUCCCCCCCCCCCCCCCCCACUCCCUCCUUCCUUUCCCCCACCCUCUUGUUCCCUUCCCGGACAUGGCUAGCGAGAGUAGUCCGACGCCUGAAUCUCCGCCACUGCCGCCGACCGUUGAACAGGAUCAGAGCUGUGGCCUAUGCGGCAAAAUGGAGAAAUUGCUGCUCUGCGGGGGUUGCAAAAGAUCGUUCUACUGCAGUAAAGAGCACCAGAAGAUGGACUGGAAGAAACACAAGCAAGUCUGUAAAGAGGCGGCGAGACGACAGGGCGACGACACACGAAACGCUUCGGCGAUCAGCAACCACCGUCCGGCGCGGCCACUGCCGAAGCCAGCUUCGGUCAAUGGACAGCCGGCGGAGAAGAAUGAAGAGGCGACAACUGCAUCCCAUCUGGUACCCGGGGCCGGCAUCGGCUGCCGCAGUCACCGGGGCCAGCACGGAUUGAGUGGCGGCAGCUCCCAGAAACUGGUUCAGGAGUACAUCGUGCCGUGUAUGAGCAAGCACGGAAUCUGCGUGGUGGACAACUUCCUGGGAGAGGAGAUGGGUGACAGUGUGCUGAGGGAGGUAAAGGAACUGCAUCGGAGCGGCCAGUUCACCGAUGGCCAGGUGGUCAACCAGAAAGGGGACUCCUCAAAGGACAUCCGGGGCGACCAGAUCACCUGGAUGGACGGGAAGGAGCCUGGCUGCAUGCAGAUCGGGCUCUUAAUGAACAGCAUGGACGAUCUGAUCAGGCACUGCAACGGGAAACUCGGCAAUUAUAAUAUUAACGGCAGGACGAAAGCAAUGGUGGCGUGUUACCCAGGCAACGGAACAGGAUAUGUUCGCCAUGUUGAUAACCCUAAUGGAGAUGGACGAUGUGUCACAUGUAUAUAUUAUCUGAAUAAAAACUGGGAUGCACAGGUAAAUGGAGGUCUUCUUCGAAUUUUUCCAGAAGGAAAAUUACAGUUUGCAGAUAUUGAACCAAAGUUUGACAGGCUGCUAUUUUUCUGGUCCGAUCGACGCAAUCCUCAUGAAGUUCAACCUGCUUAUGCUACAAGGUACGCUAUAACAGUCUGGUACUUUGAUGCAGAUGAGCGAACACGAGCUAAAGACAAAUAUUCAACAGCAUUUGGAAGGUGCCAGAAUAACAGGACACCAGAAGGGAAACCUAUCUCUUACAUUGAAUCUGACACAUUUAAUUUAAUAUGCUUCCAAAGCAGAGCAGCCAGAACAGUUCACAGUAUUCCAAAAGUGUCCUCAUCAACAUCCUGUACAACCGCAACAUGGUGUCACAAUUCCAAUGUCCACUGGUCUGAACAAUGAAGGUGAAAAAGGAGUUAAAGUUGAAUUAAAUAAACCUUCAGAACACAGUUCAAAAGAAGCUUGACAUUUCUUUCUUCCUUGUCCAUAUCUGUCGAGAUAUAAGGCUUACCUUAAGAAUGUUACCAGAUGAGUGGAUGAAGAAUUACAAUAACUGCUGCUUGUGAUUUCAAAGAUGGGAAUUCAGCAACAAAAAAAAUCUCUUACAAGACUGGACCUUGAAUUCAGAGGCUUUGCGCUGCAUUAUCUAUCUCUUGGAAGUACUCAUUUCAAGUGAAGAAUGCCAUGGUUGAAGCAGUAAUGAAAGUGGAGUGAAGUUGUGGCACAGACGUGCCUGAAAUAAUUGAAAUGCUCUUAAUUUGUCAAUUAUAAUUUAUCUGCUAGUCACAGGCUGCAGUUCCUCUAUUUUUGUUGAUUGGAAUUUUGGGAUAAUUCGCAUAAAGUUUAUGGUGAGGUUAGAACAAGAAAACUGCAGUAUUGAUAUCCAUGAGGAAAGUGUUGAUUUACCUGAUUUCACCAAUAUAGUAAUUUAAUUAACUGGAGAGAAAACAUAAGCAUUUUAGAUUUAAAUCCAGAUAUCUUUUAGCGGCAGCCACUUGCCACUUGCCACAAGCUGUGAAAAAAAAUGACAUUUCUCCAUUUGAGAACAAUGGAAACAUUCACACUCCAUUUGACUCUUCUGUUUUUCUCUCUUUUGCUUUUCCUUGACCAUUUUCCAUUCUAUUUCCAUUUUAUUAAAAUUCAUUUUAAAUCUGCAACUUUUUGUUUAAAAUUCAUCAGUGUGCCUCCAACAUCUGCAGCGAAUUGGCUGCAACUACAGCUAUAUGCCACUGGGAAUGCUUAUUACCAGACCAAUAUUGUUGUUUAUGGUGAGACACUAAGUAUUAGAGCGAGAAACUGAAUAGGAUUUUAUUCCUGAACUUUAAAGUUACAAUUUGAAGCAUCUGAAGGAUUAAUUAUUUGUGAUAUAUUGUUCUAAAAAUAGUUGCAAAACAUUUUUGAACAUGCUAACCAAUAUCUAGAAUUUUACAUAAUUUUGACCCAAGAUGUCAAACACUUGAAUUGGUUUGAAUUAUGGUCCGUCUUCAUAUACAUUUUCUUAAACUUCGCUUUUGAAGCAGUUUCAUUCCAUCAGUGACCAUUACAUCCUCAUUUUUUCAAUCAAUCUAAAUUUUAAUAUUUGAAUGAAAAAUAAAUCAAUGAACCAGUUUUAUAAACCAAUGAAUUUUCACUUCUGGAUAUUCCUUCCUGAUGGUGUUCAGUUUGGGUACUUUUCUCUUUGAAGCUGCAUUCACAUAAUGCUGUGUCACAUGUAUUCAGUGCUUGGAGAUAAAUCAAUACCAUGGUGCUUUAAUGGCUUUUCCAAACGGUAAGCACCUGUCUGUUUUCUUUUUCUGACAGUAUAUUUUAAAAUGCCCUUUGAUAGCUGCAUAGCAAAGAGUUAUACAGCAUGCACAUAAAAUAGAGUUGGUAUUUACUAUGUUUGAUAUUAUAAAAUAAAUUGUUAAUUAUGAAAUGAA